UCAAGGUUUGUUAUGGUUCAUCACUGGGGACUGAGUCUCAAAAUUUCCUAGCCCCUUUCUUAUCGGGACCUGAUCUCACUCAUCAUGGUUCAUAUUUGUGCGGCUCCAGGAUGUCGCAUCGGAUUACGCAAGAACGGCGUGUUUGAAACCUCUCCCGGAAUAUCCAUGCACCGAUUUCCCCUGGACCCGCUGAUUUUUGCGAAAUGGGUGCAAGUUCUCUCCCAUCCUGAUUGGUCGCCCAAGACUCAAUCUCGUGUGUGCUCUCUUCACUUUCGCGAAUCUGAUUACAUCUAUGCUAGUCAGGAUCGACAAGUCCGACGAAAACGACGGAAUUUUCUCCAAGGCCGAAAUGGCCUGGAACGGAAAUUAAUGCGGCGGCGGCUCCGGAGUGAGGCGGUGCCCAGUAUUUUUGGAGAUGCAGUUCACGCUUGCAAAGAAGAAAGCAGAGUAGAUGAGCCGAAUGUGGACGCCUUGAGGCAAGAGGAUUUUGAAUGCUCUUUUGAUCAUUUGUUGGAAUUCUUGGACGAUGCCACUUGGCCGGAACAGGUGUCCGUGAUCAGGAAACCUCACGCUAUUGUCUUUAUGGGCACAGAGGACACGCCUAACGGGCGAUGUCGAGUUAUAUAUCAGUUGUCCGUGUUCCAGGAUUGCUCUUUCAAGAUGGAGGUGCAAAACACGGUGUGUAAUCAAUCGAUUGUGAGCGGUGUCACUCAUGGUAGAUGCAUUCGAUACCCCUCGGAAAUCACGGAUAUCCUGACUAUUCUCAAGGAAAAGGCCGAAAAUUAUUUUUCUCUCAAAAGCAAUGUGGAGUUGAUGGUGAGGGAGUUUCAACGAAAUUUGUCCCAGUUUGUGGUGGAGGAUGAAGCGAUGCAAUCCAAAAUUCAAGCUAUGCAGUAUCAGAUAUUUACCAUAAUGCCGCGUCAACCCCGCCCAGCUGCGCAAUCAAGCUCAAUAUCCGGCAGAGCUGGACCUUAUGAGGCCGAGGGAGAUUUGAGAUUAAUCUAACAAAGGCUCGUUUGUCAAUGGUAAAUGAUGAUAUUUUCGAAUGCAAGCCAACUCUCGAAUCGGUCAUCUCAUGAGAUAGCUCAAUGCUCAAAAGCACUAUCCUAUUGCAGUUCUGAUGAAAUAGAAAUAUGGAUGUUAACAA
This is a messenger RNA of Tigriopus californicus, 1147 nucleotides long. RefSeq lists its product as uncharacterized. The record is from RefSeq and is a predicted model, not a curated record. Lineage: Eukaryota; Metazoa; Arthropoda; Copepoda; Harpacticoida; Harpacticidae. The transcript is spliced from 2 exons. Gene Ontology annotation, molecular function: sequence-specific DNA binding. Bases 85 to 1005 code for a protein of 306 amino acids.